Nilaparvata lugens (brown planthopper) is the source of this 1443-nucleotide messenger RNA. Its product is annotated as metallophosphoesterase 1. The record is from RefSeq and is a predicted model, not a curated record. Lineage: Eukaryota; Metazoa; Arthropoda; Insecta; Hemiptera; Delphacidae. Gene Ontology annotation, biological process: GPI anchor biosynthetic process. Gene Ontology annotation, molecular function: hydrolase activity.
GUGAUCUAUUCGAUGAGGGUCUGUGGUGCAGUGAUGCUGAAUUCACUUACUAUGUUCAGCGCUUUCACAGCCUCUUCCAUGUUCCUCCUGCAACAAAAAUAUUUGGUGUCGUAGGAAAUCAUGACAUUGGAUUCCAUUAUGGGAUAACACCGUAUCUUCAAGAUAGAUUCACUCGAGCUUUCAACAUGCCGUCUGUGAAACUGAUUAGUCUGAAGGGCAAUCAUUUCAUUUUGAUUAACAGCAUGGCAAUGGAAGGCGAUGGCUGCUUCCUUUGUCGUCCAGCGGAAGUUCAGAUUAACAAGAUAAUAGCUCGUCUACAGUGUACCAAGGGGAUUGGUAACUGCUCGAAAGGAAUGGCAUUGAGGCAGUAUAGUCGGCCGAUAUUAUUACAACAUUUUCCACUAUAUCGUGAAUCGGAUUCUGACUGCAAUGAGCCCGAUGAAGCGCCUGAGGACGAGAAAAAGCAGAAAUUUCGAGAAAGAUGGGAAUGUCUUUCAAAGGAGUCAAGUGAAUUCCUUCUAUUUGGAUUGAAGCCUAGAUUAGUUGUUGAUGGGCACACACAUCACGGGUGCUACACCUACCAUACAGAGAGUGACACCCAUGAGUUUACCAUACCUUCUUUCAGUUGGAGAAAUAAGGACAAUCCUUCAUUCAUGAUGGCUGUGCUCUCACCAAACAAUUACGCAGUAUCUAAGUGCUACAUUCCAAGGGAAUCAACAAUCAUCAAACUGUACAUAGGAGGAAUGUUGGUCAUUCUGGUGGCAGCCUUCUUGCUGUACCCACGCCAUAGUCGCAGAGCCCAUUUCUUCAAAAUCAGCUAAGAUCUGGUAACAAUCAAUAAUUCCAAUUAAAUAGAAACAAACUGCCCUUGAUGAUGGAGAGAAUUCCACCAAAUAUAAUGUUACUAUUCCAGUAGUAAAUUCAGACUUCAUAUCUAAUAUAAUAUAUUAUCCAUAUUACCAUUAACCAUAAUAUAUUAUCAAAGUGAAAGUCUGUUUUGCUGAAAAUGUGAUUGAGAUACAUUUAAAUUUGUGUUCUUUGAUGCUAUUUUCAAUCGAGAAUUAUAGUUCAUCUCUGUAAAUCUUGUGUUUGAUCUCAUAAUUAAUUUUAAGAACUGCGCGACCAAAGCGGGCACAACGAAUUUUGUGUUAAAGUAUGUUAAAGUAGUGUAAAGUAUUUUUCACCUUCUGUAAUAAUAUGAAAAUGGUACUGAAUUUCUCGGCUAGAUUUUAAAAAUGUGUCCUAUAUUAUAUAUUUAAAAAAAUCAUAUUUUGAGAAUUCUUUGAAAAUAUGAUUUUUAAAGAUAUAUUUAAAAUUAAAUUUGUUUUUAUCAUAAAAGAUAUGAUUUUCUUUACUAUUGAAUUUAUUGUAGAGUUAUCAAGCUCUACGUACUUUUAUUAACUUGAACUGUCAUCAACAAGCUAAAAAUAAAAAUUUACAAUA